Pelagomonas calceolata is the source of this 1204-nucleotide messenger RNA. The record is from the annotation of a GenBank genome assembly. NCBI's taxonomy places the organism in Eukaryota, Pelagophyceae, Pelagomonadales, Pelagomonadaceae.
CCUAGCCAAAGGGGAGCUGCGACGUGAUUGGCAGCCGUCUCGAGCGCUGUCGUCUCGAGCGCUGUGGUUCAUACACAUUGCUCAGCACGAACGGCAUCGCUGCGCUAGUGCGAUGCCACGCCAAUUGCCGCCGGAGCUGAUCCUGCAGGUUGGACAGUAUGGGGACUGGCGCGGUGUCGUGAGUCUGCAGCGCGUUAGCAAAAGCAUCCGCGCGUUGCUCGCCAAGGACACGAAUCCCGAGCAGAAUAUCAUCUGGCGCCACUGCGUGCAAGACCGCUGGGACUGGGUGCGUCAGGACGACGCGUGGCUAGCCACGCUCGGCAACUGGCGGCGCGCGUACGCGUACCUGCGGUGCGUCGGAUUCGUCGCACGCGCGUCGAAGUACGAGAAUGACGAAGGUCCUUUCAGUCCUAGGACGCCGUCGCUGCGGGCCUCGAGGCCGCAGCAAUAUCUCUGUGUCCCGUCUGCUCCAAUGUCGCUGGUCGAGGAAUGCGCCGCGUCGGAGGAACCGCUGGCCGAGGAGGAGUGUAGCUGGUGUCGGAAAUAUCAACCCACACUGCGCAGAUUUACUACGGCGUACGUGCGGCCGGGGUUUCUCCCGUUUUCUACGGCGUACAUGUUCGAUCAUCCGGGGUUUCGCCCGGGAAAUUACGUCUGGGAGGCGAAGUUCACGGUGCACGCGCCCCGCGGCGUGCUUUUGGGCGUCGAAACGGAGUGGGGACGGUGCUUCUACUUUGACAUUGGGAACUGCCUCGGCAGGGUGAUGGGCAGAGAUGAUGCAAUCAUAAUCGACGAAACUGGACCAAUCAUGGGUAUGGAGGGGCCUUGGUUUCCGUAUCUGCCCCCUGCCGACUCGCCGACGAGGGACCCGGCGCGACUGGUCCUCGUCGUCGACCUGUGGACACGCUCGCUUAGUCUCCACGCCGACCAUGGUACGUACCAGGCCCACGUUUCCUCGCUGGGCCCUACACUCUGGGCGCCUCACAACCGCGUGCGUCUCUUCGUGGCCUUCCCGCGUGAGCCGCUUCCAGAAAAUCCGGCCCCGGGGGAAGCCGGGUAUCUGUUUGGGGAUCCCAUCUGGGACGAGCCAUUUGGGUCAAGCCCCCGUUUUGGGUCGUCAAUGACAUGUGGGACGGGCGAGUGGGCCGACGGGGGGCCUCGCGGUCACGCCUUCCUGCACAGCAUCUGCCCGGUCCCGCGAUAA